Molecule: messenger RNA, 2296 nt
Organism: Podospora pseudopauciseta
Lineage: Eukaryota; Fungi; Ascomycota; Sordariomycetes; Sordariales; Podosporaceae
Exons: 3
Coding region: 1-1815 (604 amino acids)
Source: RefSeq, a predicted model, not a curated record
AUGGAGGCCAUGGCCAUGGCUAUGUUGCUGCCCAAGGGCAUUGUCGAAAACACGCGCGAGAUAUACAAGGAGGUGGCGAGCUAUCCCAUCGUCCCUCCAGAGAAGCUGUGGCAAUAUUGGAAUGUCUACACAACAACCUCACGAAAGCUUGUUGACCCAACCGCGUGCAGAUUGGAACACUUUUGGUGGCACGUUUGGGGAAGUGACAGACGAUAUCUCAGCGGGGCAACGCUUGCCAAACUGUUCGAAGAGGUCUCCCAUGGCCCGACAUUCGUCCCUUUACGAUCUGUUAGAAACAGAUACGAAGGGCCAUCGGGCCACAGCGAUGCACGUAAUCAUGGCAGGGGAGACGCAAAGGCAGCCUCACGGCAGGGGCAGCCCAAUCAAAACUCGGACCAGCAGAGAUCAGCCCCUGUUGGCGGAAUGAAGCUACCGACGCCGUCGUCUUCGAGGCCACCCCCAGCCCACCCGAUCUUGAAGAAGAAGAAUAGAGGGCCUUCUGGAUCAAAACCAAGGCCAACGGCUCGAUUCGUGGACCCGUCUGCUUUUCAAGAGCUUAUCAUUACCCCUUUGACCGAGCCAGUUGCGCCACAGCAGCUCCCGUCCUCGCCUCCGGGCGAGCCGGUCGCCAAGAAGAACAGGGCGGUGGCAGUUGUUGAUGAAGCGCAAACUCCUACUGCAGUCGAUAUGCCGCCGCCGCCGAAGCCUUCACCUCGUGUCACAGAGAUGCCUCCCCCGCCAAAACCAUCACCAAAGCGAAAGAAUGUCCCUUCGGCCGUGACGGUUGCCGGUGGAACCGACGUCCGUCCACCGCCGAUCUCACCAGCCAAGCCCGAGAGAGCUGCGCCGCCGACAGGGAGACGGAUUGUUGCCAGCACAGCAGCAUCGAAGAGGCGUCCAGUCAUGUCGAGGAGACAGAGCUCCCAAAGCUCAGGGGGCACAGGAACGCGCGUCGUCAGCCCGGCCACCGCGGCGCUGGUGAAGCAGGUGGUGGCGCAAAAGUCCAAAGGACAAGAAGGAGUCGGCCAGCAAGAUUCGGCCAUAAUAUCUUCAUCAACGGAAAGCCAAGGGGUUGUCCCCCCCAUCAGUGCAAAGUCAGCUGGGAAACGGCCAGCCAAAGCCCCAAUAGAUCAACCAGUCGCCACUGCGCAGAACGUACACCCACCCCCUAAUCAGGCAGAUGGCCGGCAUAAUCGUCCUCUUCUAGUAACAGAAAGGCGACCACUUCUCACGGCAGAAUUGACGCCACCGACAUACAUGGCCGCCCCUUUCCAACGACGAUCAACCUGGGACCUCGACGCCCAAUUUCGAGAACCCCGACCCCAACCUCGAAUCCCUGGGGGUUUGGUCCAAGACCGAGCUCAACGCCCCAGUUUCGGCCUCCAGCGAUCUGCCCCCAUGAUGGCGGGAUUCGUAACCAGCACCACCACCAGCCCCAUCCGAGGAUCCAGCAGCACAGCCACACCACCAAAAAUCGUCCGUUCUCGCUCCAACAAUACGGACAAUCGACUCUCCCUCAUGGCCCUGCCGACGGGUGUUACGAGUGUGGUAGCGACUACUACUCCUGCAAUAGCAACAGCACGGUUUGAUUCAGAGCCGGUGGCGUUUGCACCUCGGGAGCCGGAAGCGAGGGAUAUUCCGGAUAGUGUGAUGGAUUUUUCGAGACGUUUCACGACGAACCGGGUUCUGCAGCCGUGCUUUACGCCCACGCCACCGAAUCCGGCGCCGCCGAUUCCGUUUGGGAGGUCGAAGAGCCAGUUGCAUUUGUUGUUGGAGAAGGAGAAGGAGAAGUUGAAGAGGGCAAAUCUUCAAUAGUCAAGACUAAUUUCUAUCACGGGGGUUUAAUGAUUGAGGGAGAGCGAGUUGUGUACAUGUCACUGGUGGGUAAACCACAUUGUAUUUAUAGCUGGAUCGAUUAUCCUGGGGUUUUUGGUUUGGUGAGCGGGUUAUGGGGGUUUUGGUAUGGUUAUUGAUUGGGAUGUUUUGGUAUUGUUAUGUGAUUUGGGAUCUUUUUUUGGGGGGGGAAUUGGGUGGUGGGCACAACGAGAUGAUAUGGUUUUGGUCUGGUUUGUUUGGUAAGUUUGGUUUGGUCAAGGCACAAGGGCAGGUCACAGAUACCCCGUUGUCGUAGUUUUGGUAAACGAGAGAGGUGGAAGGGGGGCCACAGUUUUAAUGAAGUCUGUUUUUGCUUUUUGAAACUUGAGUAACCCUUAUGUGUGUUGUCGGUCGGUGGUAAGGGGAGGAGCAUGUGUUGAUGAUUACAUUUGUUCAUGUUGACAACCCUCAAAGUUCCCUC